AUGCAUUUUUACAGCAAACAAAAAGUGGUCUAUACUUACAGGAUCCUCCAAACCCACACUGGAUACUUCACUCUACAGGCUAGCUCAGGUGUAGAGGAGAAGUUUUUCAAGACGUUGAAGGAUCUUAUUCGUAAUUACAAGCAAAAGAAUCAAGGACUUGCAACACACUUAUGCCGUUCGCGGAAAAGAAAAACGCUGCAAGAUCAGCCAAUGCAAUGUGCAGAACCACUAGUGCCCAACGAGGAAAAUGACUAUGAAAAUGUUGACUGCUCAGGGGACUAUGUUGUUGUUCUGCCGGACUGAUUUAGUCACAAUGUGACGCUCUGACCGGAUAACUGGAUCAGCUAAUAUGAACGAUUUAGAUGUGCUAUUACAGUUUGCACAUCUAAAAAAUACAGUUGCAAAAUAUAAACUCAGAAUUCCGGGUUUAUAUCUCAUAGUUCUCAGAGUCUAAACCUCACAAUUCUGAGUUUAUAUCAUGCAGUUCUGAAGAAAUGAGAAUUGUGACAAAAAGGUCAGAAUUGUGAGAUAAGAAAUGCA
This is a messenger RNA of Sinocyclocheilus grahami, 540 nucleotides long. Its product is annotated as phosphatidylinositol 3,4,5-trisphosphate 5-phosphatase 1-like. Lineage: Eukaryota; Metazoa; Chordata; Actinopteri; Cypriniformes; Cyprinidae. Gene Ontology annotation, biological process: regulation of immune response; regulation of signal transduction. The transcript is spliced from 3 exons. The coding region runs from base 1 to 303 and encodes 100 amino acids. The record is from RefSeq and is a predicted model, not a curated record.